ACAUUCACAAGGCGAAUGAGAGGAAGCCAACUUGGAAACACAGCGGAGGGAUAGAAACAAAGUCGGUGAAGACUUGAGUUACUCAGAGCUAGGCGUCACUGGACUGGUGGACCGCCGAGGAGGCAGCUGCACGCGGCGGCUUGUGAUGAAACACCGCUGUCCGAGUUUACAGCUCUAAACUCUAAAAAUCUAAAGUUUUUAGAUUUUGCUUGACAAACUUUCGGCGCGUCUUCUGUCGAGUGCGCUCCAAGUGUGCCCUGUCUGUCCGGCCUGGGAAACGAGCGACCCGUCCCCACAUGCCUUCUUCCCGCUAGUCAAACUCAGCGCCCAGGUGAGCUUCAAGUCCGGAUCGCACGCGGACCUCAGCAGGUAACGGUGGUCAUUUCACCCACGGCGGUCCCUUUGACGCCCCCCAGUCACGCUUCACGACUCUGGAGAGAAGCACCGAGGAGCCGCCGAGCUCCAAAAUCAGGAUAUGGAUCUAACAACAGAGACCGAAAAUCGACGCGGCGAGGGUGGGGGGAGACUCCGAAUCGACCCCCUGUACGUUGUCGCUAUCAUCUGCUUCCAAGUUUUAUCCAUCGGGGCUGCUGCCAUCCAGUUCACCAGAGAGCCCAAGUCUCAGGAUGCCCUGCAUGGCCGUAGCGCCAUGCUCCGCUGUGAGGUCAGCGAUCCGACUGACAUCACGUACCGCUGGCUCCACAAUGGGCAGCCGCUGGAAAACAGCGAGAGGAGGCACCAGGAGGGCAGCAAUCUCAAAUUCAUCACUGUGGACCGUCAACAGGAUGCAGGAAACUUUGAGUGUGUGGCACAGAACACGGCCAUGGGAGAGGUGCUCCACUCCACGAACGCCUCUUUCAACAUCAAAUGGUUAGAAAGCGGUGGUGUGACAUUAAAGGAGCCCAUCUCAGAAGGGGAAAUCGAGAGCUCAGCCCCCGUCACGCUUCGCUGUCACAUUGACGGACACCCACGGCCAACCUGCCAGUGGUUCAAAGACGGAGUGAAACUGACUGAGAAAAGCCAUCAGAUCAACAACAAGGAACGAACACUCACAAUCAAGAGCGCCACUCCAGAUGACAAUGGUCUGUUCUACUGUUGUGCCAAGAACGCAGCCGGCCACGUCUGCAGCAACAGUAAUUUCACACUCAACAUCAUAGAUAAGAGCUUUCCUCGACCAGUGGUCACUCCCGAGGACCAGGUGGUUAUGAGGAAUGAAGAAGCUGUGUUCCACUGCCAGUUCACGGCUGUGCCGCCUCCUGCUCUGGAAUGGUAUCACGAAAGCGAGCUGCUGGUCAAUAAAACUCGUGUGUUCCUGCUAUCCAACGGGUCACUGCUCAUCACCCAGGUCAAACCCAGGAACACAGGCAAUUACAAGUGUGUUGGGCGUGGUGUCGGCGGCUCCCAAGUCACACAUGAGGCUUCCCUACUUAUAGCAGAGAUUGAGGACAUGAUGCCCAAGAUGUCAAAGGUUUUCACAGCGGACACCCUGCAGCGGGUUCCUUGCAACGCCCCACGUGGACGACCCCAGCCCGAAGUCUGGUGGGAGAGGCGAGGUCAGAGGGUGCCCACAGAGGGACGAGUGUACCAGGAUGGCUCGGAUCUGGUCUUCAGCCCAACGGAGGCGGGCGAUUCUGGAGUCUACACCUGCAUAGCUCAAAACAAGGCAGGCCGCAGGACACAAGAAGUUACAUUCACUGUGGCCACCGCCCCUGUGUGGGUAACAAGGCCCCAAGACAGUCGUUUGGAAGAAGGUAAACCAGGUUAUCUGCACUGUCACGCCAAAGCAACUCCUGAACCUGAGGUCACAUGGCUUCGCAACAACAUCAUGAUCACAGCAGAGGACUCCCGUUUUAAACUAUUCCCGAACGGCACACUGAGGAUCAACAGCGUCGAGGUGUACGACGGACAGAUGUACGGCUGUGAGACCAAAACCGUGGGUGGUCGACUAUCUGGCCAGGCCAGAGUCACCGUGCUGGAGAAGCUCAAGUUUACCCCAACGCCACAACCUUCCCAGUGCCUGGAGCUGGAUAAUGAGAUCACCAUCCAGUGCUCAGCUAAAGGCAGAGAAAGUCCCACCAUCCGUUGGACUAAAACAGACGGAGGAGACCUUCCACCCCAUGUGGACCAGAAAAACGGCCAACUUCACUUCUCCAAAGUCACCCGCAGUGACGCGGGCAAUUACACCUGCAUCGCCUCCAACAGCCUCCAGGGGGAGAUCAGAGCUUUGGUGUCCCUCACAGUGGCAGUGUACAUUCGCUUUAAAGUGGAGCCUGAGAAUACGACAGUGUACCAGGGCCACACGGCGAUACUACACUGCCAGGCCAGCGGCAACCCUGAGCCUCAUAUCCACUGGAUGGUGAAAGACAAGACGCUGGACAUCAGUAAGAACAGAAGGAUCCAGAAGAUGCCCAAUGGUUCCCUUGUGAUUGCAGACGUCACAACAGAUAACACAGGCAGAUAUACUUGUGUGGCUGGAAACAGCUGCAGCAUCAAAGACCGCGUGGCUCAGCUGUAUGUCGUUGAUAAACCUGCCCAGACGCAUGACGAGGACGAGGACAGAGCGCCCUACAAAAUGAUUCAAACGAUCGGCCUCUCUGUGGGGGCGGCUGUGGCGUACAUCAUCGUGGUGCUCGGCCUCAUGUUCUACUGCAAAAAGAGGCGCAACGCCAAAAGGCAGCACAAGCGUCCAGAUGGAGAGGAGCCAGAGAUGGAGUGCCUCAAUGGAGGGGCUGUUCAACAAAAUGGCCACACCGCCACUGAGAUCCAAGAAGAGGUGGCACUCACCAACAUGGGUACCAUGGCAACAACCGAGAAGCGCCACAGCCACGUUAACAGCGACAAGCUGCACUUCCCCCGAGCAAACCUGCAGACGAUCACUACCUUAGGCAAAGGAGAGUUUGGCGAGGUGCUGCUGUCCAAAGCCAAGGGCAUCGACGAGAGGGAGGAGGAAACGGUGGUGCUGGUGAAGAGCCUCCAGACUCGAGACGAGCAGCUUCAGCUCGACUUCCGACGGGAAGCAGAAAUGUUCGGCAAGCUCAGCCACCCCAACGUGGUCCGCCUGCUGGGUCUGUGCAGAGAAGCCGAGCCCCACUACAUGGUUCUGGAGUACUACGACUUGGGCGAUUUAAAGCAGUUCCUGAGGAUUUCCAAAAACAAAGACGAGAAAGUGAAAUCUCAGCCUCUCAGCACCAAGACCAAAGUUUCCAUCUGUGCCCAAGUAGCUCACGGGAUGGAGCAUCUGUCCAAUCAUCGCUUCGUUCACAAAGACUUGGCGGCCCGAAACUGCCUUGUCAGCAGUCAGCGACGCGUCAAGGUGUCAUCGCUCAGCCUCAGCAAAGACGUUUACAAAAGUGAGUACUAUCGCUACAGACAAGCAUGGAUCCCCCUGCGCUGGCUCCCGUCAGAGUCUGUGUUUGAGGACGACUUCUCCACCAAGUCUGACGUUUGGGCCUUCGGCGUGCUCAUGUGGGAGGUGUUCAGUCACGGGGAAAUGCCGUACACCAAACUUGGAGACAACGAAGUGCUGGAAGGCCUGCAGACCGGCAAGCUGAAGCUGCCUCCCCCAGACGGAUGCCCCUCCAAAAUGUACAAGCUGAUGGUCAGCUGCUGGGCCCCCAGCCUCAAGGAGCGCCCCUCCUUCAGUGACAUUGUCCACAGCCUGGGAGAGCCGCCCUCUGACAGCAAAGUGUGAGACAUCAAAAAAGGGGAACUCCCUUUCCCCUACCAAUAAAAGACAGCAAUGUCUGACAUUUCAGGGAACAAGAGUUUUAAAUAUGCAUUUCAAGCAUUUUAGAAAACAGGUGUGGACGAGUUUGCCAUUUCAGUGGAUGCACGCUCAUUCUUCAUUUUUUAAUUUUUUUUAAUGAAUGACUACUUGGGGCUGGCGCCGUGAAUUUAGUUUGCCUUAAACACAACAUGGAUGAUCACCCAGUUCAACCUCACAUCUGUGUGAACUCUGAGAUUCUUCACAAACUCUGUGCCUCGAUUUGUGCGCGCACACACACAGACACAUCUAGAUCAAAUCCGAACCAGCCAAGCACAAUCUGUCAAACAAAGUAUCCAUUUUAAGUGGCUCCAAACCAACGUCUGUCUUUGAACCCAUCCUCCAGUCAGCUGCAUCAACCAUAUGGAUGUGCGAAGUGCGCUCGCGUGCGUGUGUGUGGACUCUGUAAGUUCCAGAAUGUGCAGUUGUUCGCAUGAAGGUGUGUAACUGUUACACUUUUGAUGUUCAACAUGAGCUGACAUCUUUUUUUUUUUUAACGAGCCUGUUACAAUAAUGAA
Hippocampus zosterae (dwarf seahorse) is the source of this 4281-nucleotide messenger RNA. It is a transcript of the gene ptk7b, whose product is annotated as protein tyrosine kinase 7b. The transcript is spliced from 20 exons. NCBI's taxonomy places the organism in Eukaryota, Metazoa, Chordata, Actinopteri, Syngnathiformes, Syngnathidae. Bases 476 to 3691 code for a protein of 1071 amino acids. Gene Ontology annotation, molecular function: ATP binding; transmembrane receptor protein tyrosine kinase activity; axon guidance receptor activity. The record is from RefSeq and is a predicted model, not a curated record. Gene Ontology annotation, cellular component: axon; neuronal cell body; plasma membrane. Gene Ontology annotation, biological process: protein phosphorylation; homophilic cell-cell adhesion; cell surface receptor protein tyrosine kinase signaling pathway.